Molecule: messenger RNA, 5008 nt
Organism: Drosophila subobscura
Lineage: Eukaryota; Metazoa; Arthropoda; Insecta; Diptera; Drosophilidae
Gene: FANCI
Product: Fanconi anemia group I protein homolog
Exons: 13
Coding region: 58-4467 (1469 amino acids)
Biological process (GO): DNA repair
Molecular function (GO): DNA polymerase binding
Source: RefSeq, a predicted model, not a curated record
AACGCGCGCGGAUUUUCAUGGUAAAAGUGUAAAAAGCGUUCUUAUAAAAACGAGAAAAUGUCGCGGGAUACGCUUGAGCAGCAGGUGCGGAAGUAUGGCGAAAAAGGGCAGAGAAGUGAACUGCAGUUGCUUAUUAAAAAUACUUCCGUAAAACAGUUAACAGACACUCUGAAUGCCACCAUAUCCCGAAGUGAAGGUAUCAGUUUCUGGAACUACUUUCUGCUCGCUUGCGACACCGAGAGCGAAGAGUCCAAGAAGAAACGUUUCGCGCUGGUUCGCUGCUUUAUGGAUGGACUGCGUAGUGUAGAACUGAACUAUAAGCAAUCCUUCGAUCUGAUCACACGAUUAGCCCGGGACCUGCCCACAUUCUCUGCUGAUGAAUUGGCCUGGAUUAUUGAGCACUGUGUGGAUGGCAUGCGACAGGGAGACGCAAAAUGCGUUGGUUGGAAGGAUUUGUUGCCAGAUUCGCUUGCUCUGCUUUCGGCAACUCCACGUUUUGUUCUCAAUGGAGUAGCCACUGAUGGAACCGAGUAUAGAAAUCGUACAGUGAAUAGUAUAUGCACCAUGCGAUGGCCGUCUUCAAUUCUGACCCCCAUUGCCGACAUGUUCAAGGCCAUAGACCUCAGCAACGGGGAAAUCUUAACAGUGUUAAAUAAAUUCUCUGGGGUUCUGCAGGAGCUAUCGCCAAUGGAGUUACCAGCUCUGUGCUUCCAGCUCUUUUCCAUGUGCCAAAGUGCCUCACAGCUGAUUAUUCCGCUCCUGGCGUUGGAGAAAUAUUUCCACCGCAAUUACUAUAAGCGCUUGUUCUCAGACAUGUGCAGUAAUUCAACAGAUUUCGACAGCAUUGAUCCUUUUUCGGACAAAGAGCUGCGGGAGGCAGAAGAGACUAUACUCCACCAUUUGAAUUAUUGUACUAUGUACAAGUUGACUGAGAAACAACUGGCUGCCAUGCUGAGGAACUUCUCGCAUUUGCCCGAUGUCAUUCUCACGCCAUUCAUGCUUAGCGCUAUUAUUUCGAUGACCAGCGUGAAUCGUGAUCCAGAAUCUGCGCGCAUCUCUCGAUCCAUUUUGCUGCCAUUCUUGCGAAAUGUCAUUAAGAAUAAUGAGGAAGAAAUAACGUUAGCAGGCUACUCCGUGUGGUACCGUGAUUCGUUACAGCGCAAACAAGUCGACUUGCAGCAGGUCUUCGCGGUGCUUAUAGAUCAGAACAAAGAUGGAAAAGAUGUGAUAACACCAGGCCUAGUCCACCUAGUAUUUUUCCUGCUUAAAUCGCAGUCUCCAAAAAUGCAUACGCUUGCCAUUACUUUUUUAACCAAGUUUAUUCGCAAACGUUUCAUCUUUGGGCAAGGCAUCAUUAAACUCCUCUCCGAGUGGAUGAUUGUAUAUCAAGAUCAAAACCAGUUUUCCGACUGUUUAACAUUGUUAAGUGUAGCGGACACGUACACGGUCUCUGAGUGCACAAAACCCAUCCAGACAGUUAUGGAGCAUAUGCUAUGGCUGCCUGGAGAACAAGCAAUGCGCAUGAUGAACUUUCUUUUGCCUCUGCUGAAGAUAUCCAAUCGAGUACGAGACACCCUGAUUGAUGUUCUGUGCAAAGCAAUGAGUUCUAGCGGCAUUCAAAAACGUCGGAUGGCUAUUUACGGAUUUUGCAUGAUCCUCAAACAGCUUAACAACAGUAACGCACUGCGUCAGACAAGCACAAGUACAACCAGCUUCUGCACGCAGCAGAGCAUUUCCGGGUACUCAAUGAUGACACAAAAUAGCCUCGGAACACGAAGCAAUCCCCAACGCAAUUUUGACAUGCUUACCCUGGAAAUUAUUGGAAUGCUGCGAAAUUGUUUGCAGCAGCAGUUUGACAUACGAUGUACGCUCUAUGAAAAUCUGCAGCGGGCCGUGGAGCUAAAUGCUAAACUUGUGCCUCAUAUUUUACAAGUGAUUGAUUGGCAUUUUCGAAGCUUCUUUGACACUCCCUCUGCAGAAGAAGCUGGCGACGACUUGGACACAGUAUUUCGUAUACGUUACGAUAAGCUGGUUAGUGCCAGCGAUCAGCUACAUAUGGAAGUUCAGCUUAAAGAUAAUCUAGGAAAGUUGGUACAAUUCGUCGCUAACUGCUUGGUAGCCUUUGAGCGGGCUUCGUCGGGCUAUGACACUCGUGAGAUUUGUCGGCUCUUGACCUUAUGCGUGCAACGAAUGGUUGCCAACAGAUUGACAACAGACGACAUUUCACCUCCUGCCACGCACCUAAAAUGUGCUCUAGUAUUGCAGCAACUCAAUCUUAUUGAAGGAAUCAUUUCCCAUUUGUUGCUUCUUGCCAAACCAAGCAACGAUGCCAUAUGUAACAUUUUGCCGCUAUUUAAGCAGCAUUGCAAGCUGCUAGACGAUCUAAAGACUUUGGCUGGCUCCUCCAAGAAGUUACAGAAGCAAUCAAAGAAAACAGCCAGCAAUGAUACGACAACUUCCUUUGCCAACCUAACUUUAAAUGGAGUACCAACGAAAAGCAUGUGUACACAGCCUGAGAAUAUAUGGGACUUGGCUAUAUUGGAUAAGCUGCUUCAUCUACUACUCGAUGACAUUGUUCCAUUUGCCGCUGCUGAGAAAACGAUUCAGUUGCGAUCUAAUGAAUCUUUGGUGCGUUAUGUGCUGCAGACUACAGCCGAAAAAGUGAAAAAUAUUCGCCUUGAACCUGAUUAUAAGCAACUAGCUUACAGCAAACGUACAUUCAAGCAGUUAACAGACAUCACCAAAGUUAUUUAUGAACGCUGCAUUCUUCGCUUGUCCGAGCUGUGGCGAAACUUUGACAUGCAGACCUCCUCUCUGGCGGCUCUAUGUUUUGUAGAGUGCCUACGAACAGCGCACGAAACGUAUUCAAAGAAGUUCAAGGAAUUCGUCAAUGGAUUUGAUAUGUCUUUCCUGAACAAGAGCAAAGCAGUGACAUACGUUGUCCAGGAUGUGGUGAGCGAGUUUAUGAAAGAGUAUGCAAGUGAUGACUCACUCAAAAAUGAUACCAUUACCGCGAGAUUGCCGGUAUGCCUUCUGGAGUCAUUGGAAAUUCUUUUUGACCAUAUAGAUUAUGGAGAGCGUGCGGUAACUGAGUCCUAUGCUUGGCUCCUCAAUUUUUGUCGUACUUAUGAGUUGGUGAAUCCCGAAAUGGGCUUGGUGCACCACCUUCUAUUUAUCCAGCGCCAGAAAACGCACUCGGGUCCCUUUUUUGAUAGCAUUGCCAGACAACUGGGGCAUGUGCUUGGUGCUCUUAAUGAUGACAUAUCAAUAGAUCUCCCAGAUCCAAGUCUAAAGUCGAUAAGCACAGUGACAGCCGAGAGCUGUUUGCAGCAUCUCUAUGCUGCCGUCCAGAAGCAGCUUCUAAAUGUAGAAUACUUCGUCGUAAAGGCCAACAAUUUAAGCUACAACUGCCAGCUAGUGCCUGAGUGUGAUCAAAGUUAUUGGCGUGGAAAACUAGAUGUCAUGGAACGUUCUAUUUGCACUCAAAUAAUACUUAUUUCGCGCACGCUCCUGGCUCUCACCAAUGUCUGUAUUCCCCUGGGACCUUCUAUGGAUGGACUAAUGAAGUUGUUGAUACAGCACUAUGUAUGCCUAAAGAACCUGACGAAGCACUAUUUGUCCUGCUGCACAUCAGAUGAAAGCAUUGCCAACAUGCGAAGCACUAAAUUCGAAUUGCUUCUACGAGAAGUGGGAAAGCAACUCCCGGCCAAUGUCUAUGAACUUAUUACUUACAUAGAAGCAAAUACUCUGGAUGAGGACGCACUGCAGCAGCUCAAGACACGGAAGCCCAGCGUACAGGCACAGCGCGCAAAAGUGCUGCGAGAGACUCGCCUUAUUCCCAAAGUAAUAAUGGUCAUUGAGGACUUCAACAAGCACAUUAUUCUAUUGUCUAAGAAGACCAAAACCUUCAAUAGACUAACAGAUUAUCUACAUCUGGGCACCAUGCGAGACUUUGACAUCAAAUCAACUGAUCUCAAAGCGGCAAUAGAACGUAGUUUAUCGGACACACAUGAAAUCGCUGAAGACGACUGUACUAGAGAGGAUAUGGAGGAUACUGAUCGUUCUAAUGAUUCAAACAAUGAGCAGGAGGCGGAACCAGUACAAGCCCCUAACAAGAGACAGCGACGAAGACGAGUUGUUAGCAUUGAUACGGAGGAGUCGCAACCAAAGCGCAGACGUCGUCCCAAAGCGAAAGAAGUGCAGGAAACCAAACCGCAAAGCAAUGAUGAGCAGGAAAGCAACGAAGAGCAGUUAGAAACCGUUCAGAAAACGCCCAAGUCUACUAGAACUACAAAACAACUAACGAAAAAGUCCAGUCGUCUUUUGGAUGAGGAUACCAAUACCAAGGAGUCAGCUGAGGAACCAGGUCCGACAGAGCAGCGUACAAAAGACAUUCGCAAAUCACAAGAGCGCGAGCCGAGGGAGAAGCGGCGUAGAAUUGGUUUGCUACGUCCUGGAAAGAAAUGAAUAUGAAUGAAUUUCUGGCUGAAUCAUGACAGGAAAAGAUGGGUCAUCCUGAAAGUAUGCUACACUUUUUAUUGGUAUGAAAACUUUUUGCUAUAUAUUUUUACUAAUUUUUAAUGUUAACCGGCGCUCUAAUCCGACUACUAGUUAAAAACUAUAAAACAACUAUAAUUUUAUCCGAUUUAUCAAUCAAUUCUCCACUAGAUUGGCUAGUUUCACGACUUGCUUUUGUUGGAAUGUUUAUAAAUUAAGUUGAAAACUAAAGAGGUCAACCAACAACCUGAAAAGUACAUAUAUAAUAAACCUUAAAUGGUCACCCUGGUAAACAGUGUUGCAAAAUGCACAAUGGAACUAUCGAUAGGAAACAGGCAUAUCGACAUGAAUUAAAUUCAAAAGUUUCAUGGUGCUGCAUUACAGACAAUUCAACACAUUUAACCAUUUGAUCCUAUAUAAGAAGUAAAAUAAAAACCAAAAUUUGACUGGUCGUUCAAGUGCAAGUUUCUAUAUAUAGAAACUUCGUUUCUCCGAAGUUCAAUUUCCUGCA